Messenger RNA from Annulohypoxylon maeteangense, 12406 nucleotides. RefSeq lists its product as uncharacterized. The record is from RefSeq and is a predicted model, not a curated record. Lineage: Eukaryota; Fungi; Ascomycota; Sordariomycetes; Xylariales; Hypoxylaceae. Gene Ontology annotation, biological process: positive regulation of protein catabolic process; proteasome-mediated ubiquitin-dependent protein catabolic process; protein polyubiquitination. Gene Ontology annotation, molecular function: ubiquitin-protein transferase activity. The coding region runs from base 295 to 12399 and encodes 4034 amino acids. The transcript has 10 exons.
CCGGUUCCCACGGCAUCGGAACCUUUCCGGAAAACGAGUCUCGUUUUUUUUUAUUUGAUACCCGCAAGGCUGACAUCCGGAGACGAGGCUUAAUCCGACAAUUUUACUGGGUUCUACGAUAACCCCACCUUGUGUACUAAGGAGCAGCUCGCUAUAUCAUACGAGAGGAGCAGUCCAAGCAAUAUUGGACGCUCCCCGUGCGACAAGUCGAAUUGUCGUCACCGAUUACCUGAGCCUUGGUAGUGGAGGGGGAGCUGACUUAUUCUUCGCGGCUUUGCCGCACUGGUCUUCAGCAUGGGAAAGAUAGCGAAGGCCAUCCAACCUAAGCACAAGGAGACGCAGUCUCCUUGGCUACAGGAGUUCAUCGACAAUGCGACCUCCGUACCCUUACCUCUCCUACCGAAGACCCUUGCCACAUUCCCUUCGCGAUGGCCUUUCCCCAGAGGUGACCUGUAUCAUUGGAUACCAUUACUGAAUCGAUUCGACGAUGUCCUAGAAUCGUUCUGCUCUACUUAUAAAUUGAACGAGGGCCCUCAGACUAGAGAUAUUGGUUGCGACGUCUUGCGAUCUAGCUCAGUGGGCGAUCAGGAGAAAGCGAAUGAGCCGCAGGACUUUUCGGAGUUGGGAUAUGGCAAGGAUGGCGAUGUCCAGCUCGUUGUGGCUAUUCUGAAGUUCACCCAGAUGCUUCUGGACCACUGUGGAAACCGCAGCAUGUACGCCAGCAGUUCCCACCUGAAUGAUCUCCUGAACAGCACCGACUUUACAAUCGUCUGUGCUACCUUACGCGUUGGUGCGGAACUGGCUCAGCGUUACCAGGCCUCCGUCAAGCGCAUCCACGGGAUGACAACCCGACAGUUACACACAACUCUUCUCACGAACCACUAUAACAUAGAUCUGGAUCGUGUACAGCAGCUUUCUCAGCCUUUCGUGAAGACGCCUCUCUCGAAGCCGUUAGAGCCUACCCUUCUCUCCACCCCUGCGUCUAUCAGUAAGAGUAAAGAUAAGUCUUAUGGCGGCGGCUCCAAGAACGUGGCCACUAUGUAUGCGAACGACUUGUGCGCUCUAGCUAAAGCUGACUCUAUCGAGAACUCGCGCUGGAAUGGGUGGGGCGAUGUGAAGCUUACGUAUUAUCCUACUUCGGAUGCUCCGCAGGGAUCUGCGCAACAAUCUCUACCCGAUCGCGGUGCAAACUUAAACGCGCCUUCGACGCCGACUCCUUUGAGGCGAAGUAGCACGUCUGCUGCUUCUCAAUCGACCCCCCGUGCGGGCCGCCAAGGAGCGUCGGAGGAGAGCCCGGGUUCGGCCUCUCGAUCGCCAGCUGUUGGCCGGGAUGAGAGUAGCCCCCCAGGCCAGAAGUCUUUGGAGAUAUCGCAUGCUUCGGUGUCCUCGUCAUCAAUCUACCAGCUUCUCGCAAGAGCUCCGGCAGACUUGCCAAAAGAUGCCAAAUACGAACUCUUGAAUCGCCUUAGAGUUGCUAAGGCACUCACGGGAUCGGUCGAGUCUCGACAACAGGCACUUAAGGCUCGCCUAUUAGCUAUCCAGAACUUGGCCUAUAUCCACAUAGAACCUACGUUCAUCGAGAGGGUGCUUAGGCAAGAUAAUGACGAACCAAGGCGGUUCCAGCUGGUAUACCAGCUUGCCGAACUGAUCCACCCUGCUGCUGAUGGCGCGGCUGUAGUACCUAUUGAUCUACAGUCUAUCGCUUUCUCAUUGUUGGAAGCUAUCUCGAAUUUCCAUCACAAACUGCCUGAUGUCUUCUCGGCAUUAAAUGCGACGGUGAACCAUGGAGUGCUGCUUUAUGUCAUUAGGAAGGCUGUCGCUGAGAUGAAGAAGGACGACUCUGGGGAGCAAUAUAGCGAACAGGACGAAUGGCGUGACACCCUCAUUUCUCUGACGCUGCAUAUUACGAUGUCGAUGGCAAAUAAUACAUCGCGUAGCAUGCCGGAGAUCAUCUCUGCCGGAUUACUGGAUAUUAUCGUUGAGAUCCUGAACCUUAGGUCCAACAUAGCUGAACGCACAUACGGCACUUUGGUAGCGUUCUUAGACAGUCUCGUGUACAACGUUCAGAAUUCUUUCCAAACAUUGAUCAAUGCCGACGGCCUUGAGGCUGUUACAAACCUAGUUACUCAUGAAGUUGAACUCGCAGGGAAGCUUGUUUCGGAGGGCAAGGGAACGCCGGUUACUCACCGUUCUCAGGUUGUUGAUUACGAGAUACCUUACUGCCAACAGCAAAACCUCAAGCAUCUGCUGAAGUUCAUUCAUCAUUUAAUGUCAAAUGCCUUUGCCUUUGGUGGCAACACUGAUCGAUUAUUGAGGAAUCUCGUCGAUAAAUCCGCUCUGCUUCGCAGCAUACGCGAGAUCAUCGAGAACAUGUCCAAGUUUGGCUCCCUGGUGUGGACAAAUGCAGUUGUUAUUUUGAGUGACUUCCUUAACAACGACCCGACCAGUUUUGCGGCUAUCUCUGAAGCCGGAUUGGUCCAGAGUUAUCUGCAAGCGUUGACGGGUCGCCCGGUACCCACGGCGGCGCUCGGGGGAGUAGACUCAGCCCAGGAAGGGAACCGAGACGAUAGUCCUGAGUCGCCUUCGGAUGGACCCACACCUGAUCUCCUUGAGCCUGAUAGUCGCUCACAUCCUCCGUUGCAGGAGGAAUUGGAGGCGCCUCGCGAUGGCCCGCUGGCCCGUGGUAUUCUACCCAACUCGGAACCUAUCACGAUCGUACCGACCGUCUUGAACGCAAUUUCCUUGAAUAAUCUUGGAAUGAAGAUGGUUGUCGCGUCGCGCGCAUUCGAUAGCUACUUCGAGAUAUUCGAGAGCCCCGAGCACGUACGGGUCAUGGCAACGGACGACAAUGUAGCUCAGAAUGUGGGUGGUAAUUUUGAUGAACUUGCUCGGCAUCAUCCUUCUCUUAGACCAGCCAUAGCGAACGCUGUGUUGGAUAUGAUUGCUAGAGUCGCGCACCUUGCUCGGGUCAAGGCCAGAGAUGCUCAAUGGGGAGCCAAGCUUCUUGUGAAAGAUUCGAAUGGCCAAGACGUAAUUGCUGAUGAAGGAUUAUUGAGUGAGCCCCGAGUGGCUCCUUCAGAUAAAGGAAAAGGCAAGGCUGUCGCUCCAGUCGACGGCGCUGAUAUUGAGAUGAUGGAUGCAAGCGCACAGCUAAUAGAAAGUGCGGAAUCGGCAGUAGGCAGCGCUUCGAUCGAUUCAUCUUCCAUUACGCCAUAUAUCUAUGCACUCUCUAACUUCCUAACUCAAUACAUCAGCAAUAACAACCUGAAGAUGAACCUAAUCAACAAUGGUGGUAUAGAGCUACUUCUUGACCUUACUACGUCGCCGAGUCUUCCGCAUGACUUCGGUGAUUCUGUGGCUUCGCGAAGUAUACAGUCAGUUGUCGCCCAGCUGGUCGAGACCUCCCCGAUCAUUGGAUUGCCUUCCUUGUUGAAACGAACUCAAGCCGCCAUCGAUGUGCUCCAGCCUGUAACCCAAUAUCGGGAUGAAGGAUCCUUCUUUGCACCAUUCCUCAGCGAUGAUGCUGUCCCGACAGGGCAACCUGAUGAUUAUUCGAGCCGGCUCUCUCGCGGCACCGAAUGGGCGAAAGCGCUCUUAAAUACCCAGUCUUUGAUUAAGACUCUGUACCAAUGCUUUCCCUAUUCUCAACGGGCGAACACUGUUAACUUGCAUAGCGUCAACGUUUUCGAUUAUUACAGUCGUCUGAUUAAAUCCUUGGGCCCCCUGCUGCGUACUGCCGUCUUGGAGGAGGCGGAAAUCUCCAACAGUGUACCGGACAACUGGUCGACAAGAAAACAAGGCCAAACUACGGACCAGCAAAGUUCGUCGACAAACGGUGUCACAUCGAAUGCCGACAACACCGCCGCUGUCCCUGAGCCUGAGGACUCGAGCCUACCGGAUGUGUUAUCGUCUGCUAAUUUAUGGCUGGCCGCAGCUACGACAGGCAGCAUAGGCGAUGGUCCCUCCCAAAGCGAACAAUCAGGUCCUCGAUAUCAGAAUUACAGAACUCUUAGACUUCUGUUGCAUUCAUUGAUGCCUGCCACAUUUCCGCUUUUCCAGACCGUCGGAAAAGCUCUAUUACCUAGAAGGGAACGUGACCAGUACUUAAGAGUACGCCACCUGCAGCUUGCCGAGGACUUGGCGCAGACGAUACUGGCGCAAUUUGAGCUACCCGAUCGAGAAAGGUCUAGUAAGGACUUCCAUUACUGGAUUAUCAUAUUGCAUGCUGUUCAUGAAAUGUUGGUAAACCGCACAAUUGAAACUCGUUCGGAUCGGCAGUCCCCAACACAAAUCAUCGCUCCUGUCUUGAUUGCCUUCAAGAAACAUGGCGGGUUGGAACUACUCAAUACUAUGCUGCGCACCUUCAAAGAAGAGAUCUGCAAAGAGCAUAAAGAUGGUGAAGAUUCUUCCAUGUCACGACUUGCAGUUAUCGGUAUGAAGAAGAUUCUGGAUCUAUACACCAUGGCCGUCAAUGGAAAGAUCAUUACCGAUUCCAUGAGCCAGAUAAACAUUCUCCCACGAAACCUGGGCAGCAGCGAUCGACGAGCAGAUUCACAGGUAGCACCUAACUUGGUGAUCGAGCUAAGAAUGUCUAUACUGCCGGUGAUGAGAGAGCUCUGGGACUCACCGUUGGUUGAGAAGGGUUCGGCCCACAUACUCGCGAAGAUCAUUAGUAUCCUAAAGUUCAUCUCUUUCGCCGAUUCCGAAAGCAAUGCCUACAGACGAAUGGAUAAGAAUGCCCCUCCUUCAUAUCUUCAACCUGCGCCACUUCGAUUUUCGUGGACAACUGUCGAAGAUGACACACGAGAAGUUGUUGGUGAAGCAGCAUGUGACGAGGAUCUUGCUCACGAAGGCCUCUACAGAGCUAACAACAACCGACAUACAGCCGCGGAGUAUUGCAAAGCCCAUAAAUCAGGCCUUGCUGGUACUCGAAAUCCUAUUCCUGAGGAGGACUCGCCGGAGAAUGCAGAUGAAGAAUCAGCGCCCACAGCCGAGCGUACACAGGCUUCUUCUGGGGACGAUGCUAUGGUCUUAGAUUUCCCCGCUGAUCUACCUCCGGGUCUUCUGCUCGAGGAAGAUAUCCUCGACGAGCUUAGGGAGGCUACGAUGUCAAGAGAUGCGGCUUCUGGCGAUGAAAAUGCAGUUACAUCUUCAACCACACCUGCACAGGGCCCAUCAACUGGAGCUAGCACUGAGACGGACCUUGCGAAGAAGACGGCUGUAGCUAAGGAAGACUUAGAUGAGGAGCGGGCCAAAUUACGGGUAAAUCUUAUUGAGAGGUGUCUGGAUGUCAUAAGAGCACACCCAGACUCCACCUAUGAAGUUUCAGAGCUUGUCUCCUCUAUCAUCCUGCGAACUACGAGUGACGAACCGUCCUCGAGACAAGAGAUAGGCGAGACUUUGGCUAAUGCUUUAAUAUCCUUCGUGGGCGACGAUAUGAAACUCAACGGACGAAGCAUUGCAGCUUACGCUCAUCUUUUGUCUCUGCUUCUCCAGGAGAAGGCCUUCUUCCGAGCGACCGUCGACAUACUCAAGGUGAACGUAACGGAUUUCAUGAGAUUCCUCGAACUUCCAACAUCUCAGGCGAGCGAGGAACUUCCACCGUGGAUACCAUACAUUCUACUCGUAUUCGAAAUUCUCCUCAGUGAUGAUGAGCAACCGGGAGAAAUCAAAUGGAAGUUACCAUCAUCCGAGGACGACCAGAUAGAAGAACUCCAGUGGUCACCUAAAGACCUGAUUGUUAAAGACGGCAAUCGCCAGACGCUUCUCGGCUCAGUGCUAGAUAUUCUUCCACGUAUCGGUAAGGAUGAAUCACUAGCCGUAUCCGUUUUACGCAUCUUGGUCAUCUUGACUCGAGAUCGUUCCAUUGCGCGGUUAGUUGGCGAGAAGAAGAAUUUGCAACGUUUAUUCGUCACCGCUAAGCAGCUAUCCGGCGCUGGCUCCGUGCGCCUCAGAGAUACUCGGAUUACGUCUAAUAUUCUUACUAUAUUACGUCAUGUCGUCGAGGAUGAGGAAGUUAUCAAGCAGGUUAUGAGGAGUGAAAUCAGAGCUUACUUCGCUGGUGGCAGAAACACGGCGCGGCCUCUUGACCCAUCUGGAUUCACUAGGACAUUCUCUCAAAUCGCGCUCCGUGAUCCGAGAUUGUUUGUCGAAGUCUCGAACGAAACAGUAAAGUUGAGUCGAUGGACUCCGCCUGAGAGUAACAUUGGGCGUGGGCAAACGAUAAUCCUGAAGGAGCCGAAACCAGACAUGCCUAAAGAUGACGUGGCACCGGCUGUUCGAGCUACCGAAGAUUUGACUAUUCAGGAUGUCAAGCCGUCUACCGAAGGCGAGGAUAAGCAUAUGACCGACGCCUCCAAGCCUCAAACGCAGGACUCAAAACGGCCCGUAGUUGAAAACCCUGAUGGAGUAGUGCAUUUCUUGCUUUGCGAACUUUUGAAUUACAAAGAGGUCGACGACAAGGAACUACCACCGCCUGCCAAAGAUUCUAAGAAGGAAGACGAUCAAGAGCCGGCCGAUGCAAGCGGUGCCUCUGAUAGCGAGAGCACCCCCGCUGAUAGCAAGGAAAAGAAAGCCAAGCCCUCAUUCAAGGCUGAAGACCACCCGAUCUUCAUAUACCGCUGCUUCCUCCUACACUGUCUUACCGAAUUGCUUCAGAGCUAUAACCGUACUAAAGUUGAGUUCAUUAAUUUCAAGAGAAGUGCGCCACUUUUCGCGAACACUCCCAUCAAGCCUCGAUCAACUGUCUUGAACUAUCUUCUCAAUGAUCUGCUGUUCACAACCCACGUAGAAACUACGUUGGACUCUCUUGUACACAAGAAGAAGUACGCUACGUCCAUUCAGACGCAAAAUCUCUUGGUCGCUCUUGUGAGCAAAACGGGAGAGAAGCCCAUCGACCAGGGUAGAGAUAAGUACGACUAUGACGAUGAGCCUGACUUAUUGUUUGUACGAAAGUUCGUGCUGGAUACCAUCCUAAGGGCUUAUAAGGAUGCUGCAACCACUAGCGAGCCAUUUGAUAGCAGAUACACCAGGAUGCUGGCUCUAGCAGAGGUCAUGCAUCUCAUGAUGGGCGAGAAAGAUAAGGAACCUCCCGUUCCGUCACGAGGGGGCCAAGAUCCCUUUGAGAGAUCACAGGCUCAACUCCGGCGCCUUAUGUACGAGAAAGGGUACCUCGCGGCCCUCACUGCCUCUAUCGCCGACAUCGAUCUUGCCUUCCCCCCUGUGAAGCGAACCAUUAAGUAUAUUCUUCGCGUACUUCGAAUCUUAACCAGUACUGCUAUUCACCUGAGCCAUUCUAACAUCAUCCCCAACGUGCCAACCCAAGAGAAUAUGGACGAAGAAACAUUCUCAGGAAGCUCCCUAUCUGAUAUCGACGACGAUCGAGAGGAGACACCAGACCUCUACCGGAAUUCGGCUCUUGGCAUGUUGGAACCUGGCAGAGAUAGAGAUGGUGACUAUUCAGAAGACUCAGACGAUGACGAUGACGAGGAGAUGUAUGAUGAUGAAUACGAUGAUGACAUGGGAUACGAAUCCGAAGAUCGCGAAGAGGAUGUCAGCGAAAGAGACGAAGAAGAAGAACUUGAAGGGAUGGGUCCCAUUGAAGGAUUGUCUGGAGACCAUGGCGUUAUCGAAGUUACUAUGGAUGAUGACGACGACGACAUGGAUGAGGAUGAUGAUGAGGAUGGUAGCGAUGAAGACGAACUUGAGUCCGACGACAUGGAUGACAAUGACGACCGCAUCGAAAUUAUCGACGAUGAAGGCAAUCCACUUGAAGAUGACGGAGGCUCAGGUUGGGAAGAUGACACAGACGAGGACGAAGAGGAUGAUGAUGGGGAAGAGGUUGAUUAUGAAGCCGCAGAGCAGGAUAUCGAAGAAGAAGCCGCUGCCCAUCUUGAGGACGUUGCCGCCUUACGGUUCGGAAACAUUAUGCGUGCGAUCGAAGAAGACGAGUUUGAGCCCCCGGAUGAUCUCCAUGGUCGCUACAUGGAGGAUGACGACGACGAUGAUGAAGACGAAGAGGAAGAGGACGACAUGGAUGACGAAUAUGCAUACGAGGACGCUUUCCCCAAUGAUGCACCGCCUCGUGAUGCUGGGCCAUCGAGUCUCGGUUGGGAUACUCUUGUGGUUGAACCACAUGGAGGCAUUCUUGGCCAUCAUAAUCGACAACGACAUGGUACCCGCAGUCCUUUCCCCCCAAUCCCAUUUAUGAUGGGUUCUCGAGAUCCAAUCAGCAAUUUUGGUGAUCCAAGAGGCUUCGGGCGUAACCGGCAUGAUCAGAGGCCUACCGGUAACGAAGACGGCUUGAAUCCUUUGCUCCGUCGGGCUAAUGAUGCUAGCCGAGACGGUUCUUCUCGUACCUCUAAUCUUGGAAACCUUGUUCGUUUAGGAUUCCCUGGUGGCUUAUUUGGUGGCAGCAAUCUCGACAGCCCGAUGUCCUUUAUUAACGAUCUCGUAGCAUCCCUCCCUGCUUCAUUAAGCCGCAAUGGACAUGCGUUCCACUUCCAAAUCACACAGGGACGAGGUGACGUUCAUGACAUGCAAUUCCCAUUCGGCAUCCAAAUUCGGGAGUCCCGCUCUGAGAAUCGCCGGGAGACUUAUCAGGAACCUAUUCAAGCAACUUCGUUCACGACAGACACGACGGUGGCCCGUUGGACAGAAGAAGUGAAAAUGAUAUUUGGAUUGCAACACACAGAAAAGUCGCAUCGCCUUAUUCCAGCAAUCCUCUCGCACCUUGUGCCGCCUGCUAUUCAACAUGAAAAGGAACUCAAAGCUAAGGAAGCAGAACGCCAACGGCAGCAGGAAGAGGAACGCAAGAAGCGCGAGGAGGAAGAGCGCAAGCUGAGAGAAGCGAAGGAGGCUGAAGAAAAGGCAGCCCAAGAGAAGCGGGAAGCUGAAGAGCGUGAACGAGCCGCCGCCGAAUCUGCCGCGCAAACCCAAUCAGAUACCGCCGCUCAUAAAGAUGAUGAGGGCGAUCAUAUAGAGCCAGAGGCAAUGGAGGGUGUAGAGACAUCUGACGAUGCUGCAGUACCAUCAGAAAACGAACAAGUUGGCUCCCAGCCACGCGCCUAUACUACUAUCAGAGGUGAACAAGUUGACAUAACAGAGCUCGGCAUUGACCCUGAUUAUCUGGAAGCGCUACCUGAGGAGUUCAGGGAAGAAGUCAUCGCCCAGACAGUUAGCACCCGCCGAGCUCAGGCACGAGAGGCUCCUGGUGGUGCAGGGGAACAGACCGAGGUAUUUCAAGAGUUCUUGGAUGCUCUCCCUGAUGAAUUACGCCUGGAAAUUGUGCAACAAGAGCGAGCGGAACAGCGAAGGAGGGAACGAGAAGAGAUACGGCGAACGACAGCCGCUCCCGGCCAGGCAGCCGAAGCUCAAGACAUGGACCCUGCCACUAUUCUGAUGACAUUCCCGCCCGCUCUUCGCGAGCAAGUUCUUAUGGACCAAGGCCCGGAACUUAUGUCUUCCCUAACGCCUGACCUAGCCGCCCAAACACGCCGCCUUAUCCGAGCAAAUCCGAUAGUCCAUCACGAACACCUAGUCUCAAAUACCAACCGCAGAACAGAGGGUGCCCCAGCUACUGCACCCGCUGAUGGAGAUAAACCUCCUCGAAAGACGGUUGUGCAGAUGCUAGAUAAGCCAGGAGUUUACACUUUGCUUCGCCUGAUGUUCAUCAACAUGAAGGGCGGGUCUCUCGAGACAUCUUUGAAAUUCCUAUUCAAGGACGUCUGCGAGAACCGGCAAACCAGGUUCGAGGUUGUCAGCAAUUUACUCAAGAUACUUCAAGAGGGAUCAACAGAUGUUGACGCUGUCGAGCGAAGCUUCGCUGCGCUUUCCAUCAAGGCAAAGCAACCCAAGGAUAUUGACAACAAGGCACAAACCCCCCAAAGCCUGAAGCGCACAUUCACGAACAUCAGCAACACCAACCCUAUCCAGGCAAGCUCAGAGACAUCCCCCCUCUUGAUCGUCCAACAAUGCCUUGAUCUGCUCUGUUACCUUGCAGAUCAGAAUGUUCAUGUGCCUUCUCUCUUCCUUACAGAACAUGACGGAGUCAGCGCGGCUGCUAUCAAGCGAAGUCUCAGCCGCAAAGGAAAGAGCAAAGAUAUGAAAGCCAACAAGUAUGCCAUCAAUUCAUUGUUGGCGCUCCUUGACCGCGAUCUUGUCAUGGAGAGCUCCUCCAUAAUGGACAGUCUCUCGCAACUAUUGAGUCGAGUCACGGGUCCGCUACUCGCCCUCGAUCGUAAACAAAAGGAGGCAUCAGAAGCAAUCAAGAAUCUUGACGCUCAACCCACAAAUACGGCAGAUCCCGCUGGAACGACUGCGCUUGCAGAUCUAAACAACACAGAUGCUGCGCAAAGUGGAAGUGCAAACACAGCAGAACAGACGGCUGAGCAGCCUGCUAGUACCCCUACCGAAGCCGCCGAAAACGCGCCCUCCGGCAUCUCUGCUGCCGAGGCCGAAUCCGUUAAGGCACUAGAAAAGCAAGCAAUCAUGAAGCGAAUCAAACAACUGCAUCCACCCAUCAUUCCGGUCCACAACUUGACUCUCAUCAUCAAGAUCUUCGUGGCUCGUGAAUGUAGCUCCAAGACAUUUAAGGAGACUCUCUCGACCAUUAAAAACCUCUCGGUAAUUCCUGGGGCAAUGCUGGUCUUUGGCGAAGAGCUCGCUCGCCAAGCCCAGCUCUUAAGCGAAAAGAUUGUCGUCCACCUCGAUGAUUUACUCCCGCACAUUCAGAACGCCGCUUCGGGUACGGAAAUCCAAGGUGUCGCUCUAGCCAAGUUCUCACCGGGAGCAUCCGACCAGAAUAAGCUCCUUCGUGUUCUAACAGCCCUCGAUCAUUUAUUCGCCCAGAAGAAAUCUGAUACGACCGAGGGCUCCGAAUCCGAUGAGACUACAAAGCAGGACUUGCUCGCUACACUUUACCGUAACACAACCUUCAAUGCCUUGUGGGAGAAGCUUAGCGCGUGCCUAAGCGCAAUCCGUCAACGCGAGAGCCUCCUGAAUGUGGCUACUAUUCUUCUCCCUCUGAUCGAAGCUUUGAUGGUCGUUUGCAAGGAUGAGACGCUUACCCAGGGCCAGGCAAGCAAGGACAUGGUGCUAUCUAGUCCACAGCCCGAGUCGCGUCUGGCCGGUCUAUUCUUCACUUUCACCGAGGAGCAUCGCAGGAUCCUCAACGAACUGGUGCGCAACAACCCGUCGCUUAUGAAAGGAACCUUUUCACACCUUGUCAAAAACCCCAAGGUCCUCGAGUUCGAUAACAAACGCAAUUGGUUCAACCGUAGUGUCCAUAACAAGCAACAAGUUAGUCAACGACCUCAUCCGAUGCUGCAGCUGCAAGUCCGCCGAGAACAUGUUUUUCAUGAUUCGUUCAAGUCACUGUACUUCAAAUCUGGUGAGGAGAUGAAAUUUGGCAAGCUUAGCAUUCGGUUCCAUGGCGAAGAAGGUGUAGACGCCGGAGGUGUUACCAGGGAGUGGUUCCAGGUACUCGCUCGACAGAUGUUCGACGCGAAUUAUGCCUUAUUCGUGCCUGUUUCAAGCGACCGAACGACUUUCCACCCGAAUAAACUCAGCGGCAUCAACGACGAGCAUCUAAUGUUCUUCAAGUUUAUCGGUCGCGUCAUCGGAAAGGCUCUUUAUGAAGGUCGUCUACUCGAUUGUUACUUCAGUCGCGCCGUAUACAAGCGAAUCCUCGGCAAGCCAGUCUCCGUCAAGGACAUGGAAUCUUUUGACCCCGAUUACUACAAAUCUCUCUCUUGGAUGCUGAAUAACGACAUCACUGAUAUUAUCACUGAGACGUUUUCGGUCGAGGAUGACGAAUUCGGCCUGACCAAGAUCCACGACCUCAUCGACAAUGGCCGUAACGUGCCCGUUACCGAAGAAAACAAGCAUGACUACGUGCGUCUGGUGGUCGAGCACAAGCUCCUCACUUCAGUCAAGGUUCAGAUGGAGAACUUCUUGAAAGGUUUCCAUGAAAUCAUCCCCGCUGAGCUAAUAUCCAUCUUUAACGAGCAGGAGCUAGAACUCCUGAUCUCUGGUCUGCCUGACGUUGAUAUCGAUGAUUGGAAGAGCAACACCGAGUACCACAACUACUCACCGUCGUCGCCCCAGAUUCAGUGGUUCUGGCGAGCGGUACGAUCAUUUGACAAGGAGGAGCGCGCUAAGCUCCUUCAGUUCGUCACGGGAACCAGCAAAGUUCCAUUGAAUGGAUUCAAAGAACUCGAGGGCAUGAAUGGUGUCAACCGAUUUAACAUUCAUCGGGACUACGGUAACAAAGACCGUUUACCAUCAUCCCACACGUGUUUCAACCAGCUCGAUCUCCCCGAGUACGAGAGCUACGAUGCCCUUCGUCGACAAAUUAUCAAGGCUAUCACAACUGGUAGCGACUACUUCGGGUUUGCGUAAGGGACAU